UGACUGUCGUUACUCAGCAGUGUAUUUCCAUUGUAACAUGUACAAUUAAUAGUCAUUUGUGAUUGUUGUGUGAUAAAGUUGAAUAAAAUUGAAGGGAUUGGAACGGCGCUUCCGGAUGACGUCAUCUGAGCGCGACCGUCCUCAGUAUGUUUUCCCGUUUCAGAGCUAACAGCUGCACCGACCGUGCUUUGGAUUUUGUUUCCGUCCCUCCUUCACAACGCGUCGGUGUCAUGAGCUUUGGAGGCGAUUCCGAGGCUGGAUGAUGCACCGCUGUCGGUCUGUGGUCAAAUGUACACACCCUCCCUUUGACUCAAUUUACAUAACAUAAUGAUCUUAAUAGAAUGUUUGCCUGUCAGGGCCACAUGCCUUAGGACAAUUACACUAUCCUAUCAUGGCAUCUGACAUGUCUUGGAUCGGUAGAAUAAUGGGGAAUUCAUUGCUCUCCAGUGUAGUAGUUGUCAUGUCUUAAGUAGUUGAAAAGCCCCCAGAGAUACCUUAAACUGGUGUUAAUGGGGCCUCACUCGUCAGUACCAGGAUUGGCCCCUCAGUCAGUUCUCCAGUAAACCCAUGACGGAGUACUGCGAGGAGGGGGGGCUGCUGUAUGAGCAAUCACCUCCCAUGCACAUCAAAGUGGAGUCUCCCGAGGGACACUCUGGAGGGGGGGCGUCUGACAACGGCUUCCCCAGGGAUGACGACGACUCUGAAGACAGCUGUGACCAGAGCAGUGGCGUGCGUGGGGGUCUGCUGCCCUUCAACGUGGUAGUGGUGCACCCCAACUUGAUGGCGCCUGGCAUGUCCUCAGACGACCUCAUGUCAAUUGAGCAAAACCGAGCAAUGUCUGCUGCACUGGCAGCCAACGGUGCAGGGAAAAGAAAGAGUCGCUUCAGCGGCGCCGAGCUAGAGGUAUUGGUGUCAGAGGUCACCCAAUGUGAAGGGGAAUUAUUCGGCCCGGCGGGGAGGCUCCGGCGGCGGGAGCGGGAGCGCAUAUGGGCCGGGAUCCUCGAGAGGGUCAACGCCGUGUCCAGGGUGCCGCGUACGCUCCGUGAGGUUAAAAAGCGUUGGGAUGAUCUAAAGAGACGCAACGGGGGCCGGCUAGCGGACGCCCGCCACCGCAGCUGGUCCUUGCCGCCCAGCAAGGUGUCGAUGCUCGGACAGUCCUCCCAGUCCAGCCCCAGGCUUCAACACGGACGGCAAAAUCAAAACUCCAGACCAAGGCCAAGUUUCCCAUGCUUCCCUGAAUCUGACACAGGUAUUGGAGGAGAGGGGUCUGAGAGAGACUGUUUAGAAAAAGAUGAGGACAAUCCGGAGCACGAGAGAGAUGUGGUAGAGCCAGACUGCGAACAUGAGGAAAACAGCAUGGAGGACAAACUAGGAUUAGGACUUGGUCUGGGCAUCGGACCACCUCCACCCUCAGAACGAUGGCUGCCUCCCUCCCCGCUCUACAGCGCCCCUUUUCUAAACGGCAGCCCUCAGCCCAGCAGUCCUCAGCCAUCACUGGGUGCACAACAGGGUCCAUUUGAAGCCCCGCCUCGCAGCUCCUGGCUUGAAGACGAGCUGCGGGGGUUAGGAGAAGCGGCGAUUCAGCUUGGGAACCGCAUGGAGAAGAGCCUACGGGAAUUCGCAGAGUGUUUCACCCAAGACAUGAGAACACUUGUGGCUUCACAAGAGGCGUUGGCACUCAGUCUACAGCAGAACAACGUCCUCCUGCAAAGGCUGUUAGGAGUGCUGGAGGCCCAGCAGCAGCAGCAGCAAAGGUUACAGCAGACACGUCAGUCGCAGACAUCGCAGGUGGCUCAGACACAGCAGCAAUUGCAGCAGAUGGAAAUACCACAGCCAGUACAACAUCAGCAGCAUGCAGUGCAACAACAACAACCAAAACUACAUCUACAGCAUCCAAACAGUCCUUCCGCUGGAACCAUGGUCCCUUCGCCAUUGCUACCUGACGCUCGAGCCACUUUUGCUUCUCAUCCCACCACAGACUUAAAUGGGAGCGUGCCGAAAACACGGCGAGGGAGAGCUUUCGAUCACAGGCGCAGGAGACGACGCUAAGAACAAAAAAAGGAGGGAGAGGUGAAUUUAAAGCACACACACUUUGCAUACUUAAUGAAUGAAGAUGACAAUAUUUCUGGUUUUUUUCUAUUUUCUGUAGAAAUAUUUUGCUUCAAACCUCCCUUUGUGCACCUCAAACAGUCCUCAUUAAGCACUGUUAGACACAUGAGAUUAUAGGGUGGCCUUAAAUUUUAAUGUACAUACUGUAUUACUGUAUUGUGCAACGAAACAUCACCCAUUUACAAACACUUUAGAUACUGUAGGAGCCGUUUUAAGGUCAUGCUUUUCAGCAGAGCUUGUAUAAUAUACUGUAUAAAGUGUACAGUAACUGUAAUGUCAAGUACUUGUUGCCAUAUAUCGUACGUACCUGCUAAUGUAUGCCUGUGUUUUAACAGUUCCACAGUGAGUCCUUUUACAGCUAUGGCAGAUGAAUAAUGUGUUAUGUUCAGUGCAUUUUUGGGACAAAACCAUUCCAGACUUGCCUGUCAUGGCGUACAUGCCUGAAGCAUAAGCAUCACAGUAGGCUUCAGAAGUCCAGCCCUAUAAUGAAUUGAAAAUAUACAUGAAUAUUUAGGGCUUUUAUAUUCUUGCAUGGGGUGCACAUUGAUGUGUUUGCAGAUAGUUGUCUUCAACUGCAUAUUGCCAUCUUUAUAGUUUUGCACAAGCUAUAUUUUGUAGAUAGCUACUGUUUCAAUGAAAUGUAUUAACGCUCAAAUAAAAGUAUGACA
Nerophis lumbriciformis (worm pipefish) is the source of this 2777-nucleotide messenger RNA. RefSeq lists its product as uncharacterized. Gene Ontology annotation, cellular component: nucleus. The record is from RefSeq and is a predicted model, not a curated record. Lineage: Eukaryota; Metazoa; Chordata; Actinopteri; Syngnathiformes; Syngnathidae.